CUCUCUGUCUGUGUCUGGAAGCUUCUCCCCGCGCGGCGGCGGCGGCGCGGCGGCUGACAGUUGGUACCUGAGCGGGGCGGCGUGGGAGGGGGGGGGCGAAAGGAGCAGCCAUGGUGGCCAAGCAGAGGAUCCGGAUGGCCAACGAGAAGCACAGCAAGAACAUCACUCAGCGGGGCAACGUGGCGCGCAGCACCAGGCCGCUACAGGAGGAGAAGGCACCGGUGGCUCCCUGGUUGUUAGCUCUCUUUGUGUUUGUGGUGUGUGGCUCAG
Messenger RNA from Callorhinchus milii (elephant shark), 270 nucleotides. RefSeq names its product stress-associated endoplasmic reticulum protein 2. The record is from RefSeq and is a predicted model, not a curated record. NCBI's taxonomy places the organism in Eukaryota, Metazoa, Chordata, Chondrichthyes, Chimaeriformes, Callorhinchidae. Gene Ontology annotation, cellular component: endoplasmic reticulum. Gene Ontology annotation, biological process: endoplasmic reticulum unfolded protein response.